This is a messenger RNA of Vigna umbellata (rice bean), 540 nucleotides long. The record is from RefSeq and is a predicted model, not a curated record. NCBI's taxonomy places the organism in Eukaryota, Viridiplantae, Streptophyta, Magnoliopsida, Fabales, Fabaceae.
AUGGGUACUGUAGUUCGGUUCCGACCCAUUGGUGUCACCCUCUUUUGGGCUCGGGCUCGAUUGGGAAAAAGAGCGCGUGAAGAUGACAGUGCUGCUGUCGUGAGUGAGGGUGAGGGUGGUUCGUCACGGAGUGCGUCACAGGAAGAAAGCGACGAGAGGAGGAGGAGGAGAUACAGAGGGGUGAGGCAGAGAACGUGGGGGAAAUGGGCGGCAGAGAUUCGCGAUCCUCACAAAGCGGCGAGAGUGUGGCUUGGCACCUUCGACACCACCGAGGGAUCUGCCAGAGCCUACGAUGAGGCCGCAUUGAGGUUUAGAGGUAACAAAGCCAAACUCAACUUCCCCGAAAACGUUACCGCGGUUCGACCUCCUCACCUUCUCGAUUUUCCGGCCACCUUACUCUCGUGCUCCGGUGAUGUUCCAGCGGUGUCUGGUUAUUCUCCAACGGUGAUGCAGGGGGCGCCGCUUCAGAGACUAUUGGGGUUAUUCUCAGCUUCUACGGAGCACAGGGGAGUUCCAUGGACUCGAUCAGUGGUUCUAUGA